This is a messenger RNA of Eurytemora carolleeae, 686 nucleotides long. RefSeq lists its product as uncharacterized. The record is from RefSeq and is a predicted model, not a curated record. Lineage: Eukaryota; Metazoa; Arthropoda; Copepoda; Calanoida; Temoridae. The transcript has 4 exons. The coding region runs from base 23 to 592 and encodes 189 amino acids.
GCGCUCCUCUAAGUAUCAAGAAAUGAAUAGCGUCCUUGUCCUAUUCUUUUGUGCGCCCACAUUAGCAUUUCCACAAAGUAAAGUUGCCAUUGAACCACUGGAGAUUCUUUGUCAAGAUGGAUCAAAACCCGAAACCGUAUGCAAACAGGCACCCUGUGGUCCAGGAAACCCUACAACCAUCACAUGUGAUAAGAAACCCAGUAUAAGUGUAGUACAGGAGAACAGUAAUCAACCACAACUUGGAUCACAAAUUCAGCAGCUAGGGUCAGAGCUACCACAGUUAUCACAGAUUGGAGCACAAUUACCACAGUUAGCAUCACAGAUUGGAGCACAGUUUCCACAGCUAGGAUCACGGUUUCCACAAUUGGUAAGCGGCCUCUCACAGUUUCUGAAUAGUGGAGUAUCUCAAAUCAUGAAUAAUCUGCCUGGAGGAAGGCAACAGGUUGGAAAUGGUUUUCCCCAACUUCCUAUAAACCUACCCAGAGACAGUGAUCUUCUUGGUAAUUUACCCUCCAGAGUAAGUAGUCUACCAGGGGGUCUACUUAACAACCUGCCCUCAGGACUUACUAACUUAUUCGCGGGUAAUAAUUAGAUCCAAGGGUUCACAAUCCAUCAUAAUGAGUAAAUUUUGCCCCCUACAAAAUUAGAAAACAUUUAACAAUCUGUAUUUCCGUAAUAUCGAACAA